AUGGCACCAUCCAGGCUGAUCAUCUUCGACUUCGAUGGGACGCUGUUUGACACCCAUCGGGCCAUUGCCUACAGCAUCACCAAGACGUUCGAAGUGCUGCUACCCACGCACUCGCCUCGUGAAACAGAAGUGCAGCGACUAAUUGGCAGUGGAAUGGGACUCGAAGAUACUCUCCAGGCCUUGCAUCCCGAUUCGAGCACCUUCAACAAAGAAGAAUGGGUCUCGACGUACCGCCAGCUCUACGCCAGUGAUGGACAACAACUCGUCACGCCGUUUGAUGGCGCACAGCAUCUGUUGCGGUUUCUACAGAGCCGCAACAUCCCCACUGCCAUCGUGAGUAAUAAAGGCGUUGCCGCAGUCGUAGCGGCUCUCAGCAACGCUGGUCUUGGCGAUUGUAUACCAGAGGCCUUAAUUGUCGGUGACAAAACUCCGGGGGCCACCAGGAAACCGGAUCCUGCGAGUUAUGUCAAUGUGCUCGUUCCGGCUCUCAGAGACAGGGGGCUUCUAGAAGGCAUCGAUGCAUCGGAUGUCUUCGUGGUCGGGGAUACCGAGGCGGAUUUGCAAUUUGCAUCGAAUAUCGGUGGUGCGAAAUCGGUCUGGUGUCGUUUCGGAUAUGGUGACGCCCAUAAUUGCGAGAAGCUGAAGCCAGAUGCUACGGUUGACUCGUUGGUGGAAGUGGAACAAUUGGUACAAGUGGUAGGCCAGGGGUAA
This is a messenger RNA of Penicillium riverlandense, 711 nucleotides long. Its product is annotated as HAD family hydrolase. The record is from RefSeq and is a predicted model, not a curated record. Gene Ontology annotation, biological process: dephosphorylation; DNA repair. Gene Ontology annotation, molecular function: phosphoglycolate phosphatase activity. The transcript has a single exon. NCBI's taxonomy places the organism in Eukaryota, Fungi, Ascomycota, Eurotiomycetes, Eurotiales, Aspergillaceae. The coding region runs from base 1 to 711 and encodes 236 amino acids.